Messenger RNA from Corvus hawaiiensis (hawaiian crow), 891 nucleotides. RefSeq names its product HLA class II histocompatibility antigen, DR alpha chain-like. Gene Ontology annotation, molecular function: MHC class II protein complex binding. Gene Ontology annotation, cellular component: MHC class II protein complex; membrane. The record is from RefSeq and is a predicted model, not a curated record. Gene Ontology annotation, biological process: antigen processing and presentation of exogenous peptide antigen via MHC class II; peptide antigen assembly with MHC class II protein complex; immunoglobulin production involved in immunoglobulin-mediated immune response. The transcript has 3 exons. NCBI's taxonomy places the organism in Eukaryota, Metazoa, Chordata, Aves, Passeriformes, Corvidae. The annotation marks the transcript as partial.
GCCCACGCGCGCUCUGAUUGGCUGGAAUUUUUUUAGGGGACUCUUUUUCCCAAGGCUCUACCCGGCAACCGAUGACGACACAACAACGCCGCGCUCCCAUUGGCUGAGCGCUUUUCGGGGUGCUGCGCCCCCACUCCCAGUCCCCCCCACUUCGCCGCCGCUUUACUGGGAGCAGCACCGACCCUUCCCGGGCUCCCGGCAUCCCGAGGCGCCAUGGACGGAGCGCGGAGCGUCCCCUGGCUGCUGCUGCUGCUGCUGGCCCUGAGCCUGCCCGGCCUUUGGGGGGUCGAAGUGCGCCACCACAUCAUCCAGACGGAAUAUUACCAGAAAUCCCUGGACCUGAGCGUCGACGGCGGCGAGUUCAUGUUCGACUUCGACAACGACGAGGUCUUCCACGUGGAGAAGGAGGAGACGAUCUGGAGGCUGCCGGAAUUCCAGGAAUUCACCAGCUUCGAGGCGCAGGGAGCGCUCCAGAACCUCGCCAUCGACAAGCAGAACCUGGAGAGUUCCAUGGCCGCCUACAACAAUUCCCGAAUUCCCGCCGCCCCUCCGGAGAUCUCGGUGUUCCCGAAGCACCCGGUGGAUCAGGACGAGCCCAACAUCCUCAUCUGCCACGUCACCAACUUCUGGCCGCCGGUGCUGCGGGUGACGUGGCUGCGGAACGGGAUCCCGGAAUCCCACGGGGUGCUGGAGACGCCCUUUUAUCCGGGAAGGGAGAAUUCCUUCCGCAAGUUCUCCUACCUCCCGUUCAUCCCCAGCCCCGGCGAUUACUACGACUGCCAGGUGGAGCACGAGGGGCUGGAGCGGCCCGGGAGGAUGCACUGGGGUGAGAGGAAUGGGGAAAAAUGGGGGAAAAAUGGGGGGAAAUGGGGAAAAAUGGGGAAAAAUGGG